UCUCCGGUUGCGCGGCUCGGUCGGGACGCGGCUCGUUGUGCUGUUCGAGCGCUGGGAGGUUAUACGGGAGACGAGCAGGCAACUCCUCAGCCAGCAGGAUGUUGGUGUUACAAAGCUACUGUGAGGGGAACGAGUCUUUGACCCAGGCAUGGGCUCAGCAGGGGAUACACCCCUGUUUCUACUUCACACUGGUGCCUUCAGUGCUGCUCAGUGUCUGUCUCCUGUUGGGUGCUCUGCAGUACGCCUGUUACGCCCGGUUCAGCCGCACUAUGGAGCCAAAGUAUAUCCCACGUUCCCGCCUGUACCACAUCCAAGUCCUCUUCUCCUUGCUACUUGCGCUGCUGCCCUUUGUUGCUUUCUUGUGGCAAGCACUAGGCAUGUGGCAACUCUAUGGCUAUGCAGUGCUGUACACCUGCCUUUCCGCCAUAAGCUGGGCUUGUUCCAUUGGGCUGUUGCACCUAGAACGCACCAGAGUGAUGGUGCAGGACCGGAUCAGAGGCCAUGGAGCUAUCCUGCUCUUUUUCUGGGCUCUGGCCUUUGCUGCUGAGAAUCUGGCCUUCAUCUCCUGGAACAGCCCUCUCUGGUGGUGGGGUUUAGAGGACACCAACCAAAAGGUACAGUUCAGCCUCUGGUUACUGCGCUACAUUUGCACCUUCACCCUCUUCACUUUGGGGAUAAAGGCCCCUGGGCUGCCCCGAAAGCCGUACAUGCUGCUUAUUAAUGAGGAUGAACGCGAUGUGGAGAACAGACAGCCUCUGCUUCCAGAUGGUAGAGAGAAUCGAUCCACUUGGAAGGAUUUUGGCCGGAAAAUACGUCUGCUUUCCCUGUACCUCUGGCCAAAAGGGAACUGCCCGCUGCAGUGCCUGGUAGUAUUCUGCAUGACGCUUAUGGGGAUGGAUCGUGUCAUCAAUGUUUUUGUGCCCAUCUACUACAAGAAAAUUGUGAACGAGCUCACAGAAGGGGCUACUUGGCAUAUGCUGGUCCAGACUGUUUUCAUCUUCUCAACCCUCAAGUUCCUCCAGGGAGGAGGUGCUGGCUCUACUGGUUUUGUUAGCAACUUGCGUACCUUCCUCUGGAUUCGGGUGCAGCAGUUUACUAACCGUGAAGUCCAGGUGAAGCUCUUCAGGCACCUUCAUGGUCUUUCCCUUCGCUGGCACCUGGGGCGCAAGACGGGCGAGGUGUUGCGCAGCGUUGAUAGGGGCACUAGCAGCAUCAACAACCUGCUCAGCUACAUCGUAUUCAGCAUCUUCCCCACUGUAGCUGAUAUCAUCAUCGCUAUUGUGUAUUUCACGACAAUCUUCAGCGCCUGGUUCGGCCUCAUCAUCUUCAUCUGUAUGGUCCUGUAUCUCACCCUGACCAUCUUAAUCACUGAGUGGCGGACAAAAUAUCGCCGUGACAUGAAUACUCUUGACAACCAGGCUAAAUCUCGAGCUCUUGAUUCCCUUCUCAACUUUGAGACGGUAAAAUAUUUCAAUGCAGAGAAUUAUGAAGCUAACCGCUUCAAUGAUGCCAUCCUCAAAUACCAGGUAUCGGAAUGGAAAGUCAAUGCAUCUCUGGGAUUGUUGAACCAAACCCAGAACAUGGUGAUCAGUGCAGGGCUGUUGAUUGGCUCCUUACUCUGUGCCAACUAUGUGUCUGUGAAGAAGCUCCAGGUGGGCGAUUAUGUUCUCUUUGGCACGUAUAUCAUCCAGCUGUACACCCCACUCAACUGGUUUGGCACCUACUACAGAAUGAUCCAGGCUUCAUUUAUUGACAUGGAGAACAUGUUUGAGCUCUUCAAUGAGGAGCAGGAGGUGAUAGAUGAGCCAGGUGCUGCAGAUCUUCGGUUUAUGUCAGGACGCGUGGAGUUUGAGAAUGUUCACUUCGGCUAUGUGGAUGGGCGUGAAGUCCUGCAUGAUAUUUCUUUCACAGUGAUGCCUGGACAAACCCUGGCACUGGUUGGAGCUUCUGGCUCAGGAAAAAGCACUGUCAUUCGUCUGCUGUUCCGCUUCUAUGAUGUGUGGGGAGGCUGCAUCCGAAUUGAUGGUCAGGACAUAUCCAAGGUGAAGCAGACCUCAUUGCGUGCCUGCAUUGGUGUGGUGUCCCAAGACAUCGUUCUCUUUAAUGACACCAUUCGCGAAAACAUCCGCUAUGGACGUGUUGAUGCCACCAAUGAAGAGGUGACAGAGGCAGCAAUGACAGCAAAUAUCCACGAGCGUAUUAUUUCCUUCCCUGAUGGUUAUGAGACACAAGUUGGUGAGCGAGGUCUUAAGUUGAGUGGUGGGGAGAAGCAGCGAGUCGCUAUUGCCCGCACCAUUUUGAAGAACCCCAAAAUCAUCCUCUUUGAUGAGGCGACCUCAGCGCUGGACACUAAGACUGAAAGAAACAUCCACACAUGCCUGGCCAAAGUGUGUGCAGACCGCACCACCAUUAUUGUAGCUCACAGAUUGUCCACUGUGAUUAAGGCUGAUCAUAUCCUGGUCCUCAAGAAUGGCCGAGUGAUAGAGCGAGGAAGGCAUGAGGAACUGCUGGAAAAGGGCGGCCUGUACACCGAUAUGUGGGCGCAACAAGGGAGCAAUUAUGCCGACAUCUCAGAGGUGGAGAGCAAGUAUAAUAUCCUUUCACAAGCAGCCUCUACAAAGAGUGCAGUCAGUGUUGCAUCAAAUGCAAGCUCUGCAAAGAGUGCAGUCAGUGGUGCAUCAAAUGCAGGCUCCGCAAAGACUGCAGUCAGUGGUGCAUCGAAUGUAAGCUCUGCAAAGAGUGCAGGCAGUGGUGCAUCAAAUGCAAGCGCUGCAAAGAGCACAGCCACUGCCUCAUCAAAAGCAACCAGCAUGAAGACUCUCAGUGAUGAGUCAAGGGGAAGCGGUAGCAAGAGAAGCUCUGCCAGUGCUUCAACGGCGACGAGCAGCAAGAACACCACUGCUACCGGCUCUGAGGAUUAGUCAAGAUCCAGGAAGGAAUUGCUGAAGGAGAGAGCAGCAGCUUCUGCUUCUGCAGGAUGUGUUCUUAAACCAAAGAAGUAGCUGUCAUCUCUGCCAGCAUAACUUGUGAACUUCUACAGCAUAGUGCUGGAGUUCACACCACCCAAAAAAUCCUGGGGAAUGCUGGACCGUAUGUACACUGCAGAGUACCUGUAGCACUGGAGCAACAUGCACUGGGUGUGGUAUACUCUGCAAGGCUAUCAGUGAUCUAGGUACAGUAUCAGUGACUGGCAAGGGGCAAGCUGGAACUGGAUAGAUCCCAUAGAUCAGAAUGGGUUCCAGGGGCACUUUGCCUUAACUAUGCUCAUUGGUGUUUUUCCUUGGAAAGCUGAGUGAAAUGGGGUAAGGCAGAGAGAGAUACAUACAUGCUGCCAGAACUGUGCAUCUAUAACCCCAGAGGGAGUUUUGGGACAUGAUUAUUUUUUGUAGUUCCUGAUUUUGAAGGUCUGUUUUAAAAUUCAUAAACAUUCAGUGUUUGAGA
Eublepharis macularius is the source of this 3441-nucleotide messenger RNA. It is a transcript of the gene ABCB6, whose product is annotated as ATP binding cassette subfamily B member 6 (Langereis blood group). Gene Ontology annotation, molecular function: ATP hydrolysis activity; ABC-type heme transporter activity; heme binding. The transcript has 20 exons. The coding region runs from base 99 to 2921 and encodes 940 amino acids. Gene Ontology annotation, cellular component: membrane. NCBI's taxonomy places the organism in Eukaryota, Metazoa, Chordata, Lepidosauria, Squamata, Eublepharidae. The record is from RefSeq and is a predicted model, not a curated record. Gene Ontology annotation, biological process: heme transport; transmembrane transport.